AGCAUGAGGUAUUUUUCCUUACUAAUGUGAGAUCAUUAUUUUGUCCGACAGCAAGUGAACCUAGCAAAGUUUAACAAGGCCGAGUGCCUGAAAGUCAUUUGUUUUCGCUGAAUCGGACUGACUGGAUUGGACGGCCGGGGUUUCCGCCCACAAACACACGAGGUGGAGUUGAAAAGAAAAAAAAAAACACAUCGGGCCAAAAUGAAGCUGUCAAACAAUUCAGUAAAACACAUUUGGAGCUGGUGGAAACCGCUUGCGCUCAGGAAUCAAGACUUCUUAGAAGAAAAAUAAACGCUGAUUACAAAUUUAAUUAAAAAACUUAUUUUUAUUUUAAAUUAUCGUAUUAAAUGAAAGAACAAGAGUUCCAACUUUGCUAUUCGUGACACCCGGAGUUUCCCCAGCUACAAAAAAAAAAAAAAAAAAAGCAUCCGCGGUGCAAAACUUCGGCUCGGGAGACGUAACAGGCUCGGCCUCGGGGAGCGAACAUAAUCGUGCUCGGUUGCCCGCCGCCGCAAAAAUAAACUGAACCAAAAAAAAAAAAUGGUGUCGAGUCGGCGUAGAGAAAUGGUUGGAUGGAGAGGGGAAGAGCUGCUGCUGCUGCGCGGUGAGUGGAGGGAGACUGCUGCGAGUGAGAUGGAGGCGUGGGGGAAGGACCGUCUCUGCGGGGACUGGAGCCCAGCAUCGACGGCGCAGUGCUGGCGAUAGUUCAACCCUCCCCUUCUUCCUCCACAGCGACGCUGAGGCUCACGAGACAGGUAGGGCACCACGAACCUCGGUCGGUUUUCCGUUUAAACUGCGAAGGAGCGCGCGACCAGGCCCGUAAAAUGCUCAAUAAAAAUAAAAAAUAUACAUAUAAACAGUUAGUUUAGGGGGUCUGGUUGUCGUUUAAACGCCCCUCGCUCGGUAGUCUCUUUGUAGCAGCGAAACGGACCGACCGUUGCGGAAGGGUACAGACGACGUCGGCCAUACCCGAAUCACUUAUCCCGAACAGCGGGGGAAGAACCGUGCUUGCAAGACCAUCCGUUUAUGUUGCCCCCCUCCCCGGAGAAAAAAAAAUGAAACCAGAGGACCGCUUUAGGCAAAGUGUUUGUAUCGAAACUCAGCAAUUUGUGAUGUAAUGGUUGUUCUUUUGCGUGGGGUUAAAAAAAAGAAAAAAAAAAGCGGCGGUUUCAGCGCCGAGACCUCCAUGCGGCUGCUGGCGGAACAGCUCGCCGCCUCUCUCGGCCAGCCAUCAGGGAUCUCGGUUUAAUAUCUCACCGUACAGUGACUCGCCCUCCCUCUCCCCCUCACUCUCUCACCGAAUGUAGCCCCAGAACCGCCAGCGACGACCGAGCUCGAAGAACCCGCCUUCUCCUGCUCGCUUAUGCGCUUUUCGGAUGUAAGGGAAGGGAGUCUGCAACGCCCCGGCUUUAGCUCUGAGCUCCGUUUUCAGUGUUUGCAGUGCGCCAUUGGACCUUGUCACGAUUCGAGACGCUAUAUUCACAAAUGAAUGGAGAAAUGGAGGUGGUGGCCCAGGACCAAGUUUGGGCGCAGGACGACCUCCUAAGACUUCUAGAUGGCAUGAAAGUGGCUCUGCCUCCGAAAGAUCUGACGAAAUACAAAACCUCCGAGUCCCACCUGGACUGGCAGAAGGUCGCCUUCAAUUCCUACACAGCAGAGAUGUGCAAGCAGAAAUGGCAGGAAGUCUCAAAAGAGAUCCGUAAAUUCAGAACCCUAACAGAGCUGAUAGUAGAUGCCCAGGACUACAUCAAGAACCCUUAUAAAGGCAAGAAGUUAAAGAAACACCCAGAUUUCCCCAAGAAGCCUUUGACUCCAUAUUUCCGUUUCUUCAUGGAAAAGAGGGCCAAAUAUGCGAAGUUGCACCCUGAAAUGAGCAACUUGGAUCUCACAAAGAUCCUCUCCAAGAAGUACAGAGAGCUCCCUGACAAAAAGAAGAAAAAGUAUGUGGAGGACUUCUUGCGUGAUAAGGAGACGUUUGUGCAAAGCAUGAUGAAGUUCAGGGAAGAGCAUCCAGACCUCAUGGAGAGCAUGACCAAGAAAGGUUCGAACGUGCCGGAAAAGCCCAAGACGCCCCAGCAGCUGUGGUACAACCAUGAAAAGAAAGCCUUCCUAAAGACUCACCCUGACGCGACCACCAAAGACAUCAAGGACAGCCUCGGCAAGCAGUGGACGCAGCUGUCUGACAAAAAGAGGCUCAAAUGGAUCAGCAAGUCCUUGGAGCAGCAGAAACUAUACGAGGAAGCGAUGCGGGAGUACAUCCAACAGCACCCAGAGCUCAACAUGACCCAGGGGAACUUCGCUAAGUCCACCCUCACCAAGGCAGAGCGGCACCUCAAAGACAAGUCGGACGGGCGGCCCGACAAACCCCCGCCAAACGGUUACUCGAUGUUCUGCGCCGAGCUGAUGUCGAGCAUGAAGGACGUUCCGAGCACAGAGCGCAUGGUGAUGUGCAGCCAGCGGUGGAAGCUCCUGAAGCAGAACGAGAAGGAUGCCUACCAGAAACGCUGCGAACAGAGGAAGAAGGAGUACGAAGUCGAGAUGAACAGAUUUCUCAGUACUCUGCCAGAAAAGGAGCAGCAGCGAGUUCUGGGGGAGGACAAGAUCGGCAUCAAGAAGAACAACGCCGCCAGCAGCCCGGCCUCUAAAAAGAAAAUUGCUAAAGCAAAGGUGAGUACGGAGAAGCCCAAACGGCCCAUCUCUGCCAUGUUCAUAUUCGCUGAGGAGAAACGGACCAAGCUGCAGCAGGAGCGACCGGACCUCCCUGACAGCGAGCUCACCAGACUCCUGGCUCGCAUGUGGAACGAGCUGCCCGACAAGAAGAAGGAAAAGUAUAAACGCGUGGAGGCCCUUCUGAAAGCAGAGUCUGUGAAGAAGGAGAGGGAGGAAAGGGGUCAUCUGCCGGAUCCGCCCAAAACGGCUCAAGAUAUCUGGCAGCAGAGCGUUAUCGGGGACUAUCUGGCCAGAUUUAAGAACGAUCGACCAAAAGCACAUAAAGCGAUGGAGACGGCGUGGAGCACCAUGGAGAAAAAGGAGAAAAUAAUGUGGAUCAAAAAAGCUGCAGAAGACCAGAAAAGAUAUGAAAGAGAUCUGUGUGAGAUGCGGUCUCCUGCUAAUGUAGUAGCGCCCGUGAAGAAGAUGAAGUUCGAAGGGGAACCCAAGAAGCCGCCAUCGAACGGAUACCAGAAGUUCUCCCAGGAGAUGCUGUCCAACGGGGAGCUGAACCACCUCCCCAUGAAGGAGCGGAUGGCUGAGAUCGGCAGCCGGUGGCAGAGGCUGCCGCUGAAGGACAAGGAGCGCUACAAGAAGAUCGCCGAGGAGAAGCAGAGGCAGUACAAAGUCCUCCUGGAGCAGUGGCUCGCUAGCUUGUCUUCACAAGAACGGAAUACUUACAGAGAGUACAAUUCACAAAAAAGGAGAAAUCCAGCAAAACCAGCAGCCGCCAAGGCAAAGUUUAAGAAAUCUGACACGGAAGAAGAUGACGACGACGAUGAUGACGAUGAUGACGAUGAUGACGACGACGAGCAGAAGGCUUCCUCUGAAGCAGACUCAUCCAGCGAGGACGAAGACGACGACGACGAUGAUAACGACGAAGAUGAUGACGAUGACGACGACGACGAUGACGAGGUGGACGACAAAGAAAACAAAUCGGACGACGACAGCAGCAGCGAGUCCAACUCGGCCGACUCGUCGGACUCGGACUCGGACUGAACGGAGCGGAGAUGAACUAAGCAGCGCUGAGCUGAGCCAAGAGUCCAGGGAGCUCUGCCACUGUGCCAACCCUGCUGCCCUCCCACUGGAGGGAGCCCCCACCCCCCCCCCCCACCUCCAUCGCUUCUCCAUCCCACAACCAAUUUACGUUGCUGCUGUGGUUUAAAAACAAAAAAACAAGAAAAGUUCUCAAGAAGGAACCCUGGCCCUGAAAUCAGUCCAAUUCCCUCCCGGGUGUGACGAUCACCUCACAGCUGACGUUGUACCAAAAACAGCAUCCCACUGGGUUGGCGAUGCCAUAAACAUUUCUUCUCUGAGUUUGGUUAUUUUUUUUAGGCUCUAUAGUGAAAUGUAUCAGGUAAUCAGUUUCCCUCCAGUGAUAUAUAUUUUUUUUUUUUUAAUCUGAGGAGGAAGUUGUAAACGGGCUUCAGAGCCAAAGAACACAGUUUGGUGGAUCACUUCAGGACGAGGGGGGCAGAGCGCAUGUGCAGGGCACUGAUAAAUUGCACUCUUUAGAAUGUUUCCUUUAACUUUUUUUUUUGUUGUUGUUUUUUUUUUCAUUUUCACGGGGCGUUGUUGUCCUGUCCUGUAUUUUCAACUGAUGUAGAUUUUAUGAUUUGGUUCUUAGAAAAAGUGGUAUUUUUUCAGGAGUAAAGGAGAAAAAAAAAAAGCAAAGUCAAGCCAUUAAUGAAUGUGUUUUUGCCGCUGGAAGUCGUUUUUACGUGUUCUCGUGUUUCCCCCCUUCCCCCCUCCCCCUGUUGUCCCUAAACAUUCCCCCGCGCUCCACUCAACGCGUCUCCGUCAUUUCACAGUGGGUCAGAGCGGACGUCCGGUUGGGCCGCAGCUUAUUCACACCCCCUGCAAGAUUUAGAGCUGUUUCCAUCAAGCUACCCAGUUUGGUGCUGAUGUUUGGACUAGAAGAAAAAUUAGAUUUUAUUUACAUUUUAACGCAAAAAAAAAAGCUUGUUAAAUUAUUAUGUUUUUUUUUUUUUUUUUUUUUUUACAUUCAGUGGAAAAAAAAAAACUCCUUAUUGGCAUUACAGCAAUCACCUCCUUCUGAUACCAGCUGACCAGCUCUGUGCAUGUUUGGUCAAAUCAAAAGACGACUUGACCAGCUUUUCUGUUCUUUGGAGGAAAAAAAUGAUUAGUGUCAUUUUGAGUAAACCCACUGGGCUCCAAAUAUUGGAAUUUUACUACUGUUACAAUCGUACCUAACCAUAUGAUAUACACCAAAAAGGUUAAACAUCUGAAAUUCUGUGUUCACUCGGGACCUGAAAGGUUAAAGUUUCUUUAUUUUCACUCUCACUGUAAUCUGCAGGCCUUUCUUACACAGUUUGUACCCGUUUCGGUGUCGGAAUCGAAUAAUUUUGCGCGUGCGUAGACAUUCGGGUAGGUCCGUCAGCCGCCCCGCGCGUCUCAUAGGAUCCGUUUCAGUCUUAAAGCAGUUCUGGUUGAAGCUCAACGGCGUUUCAGCAGUUUGUCUGGACCUCAAAGGGAGAAAUGGUGUUAAACUCUGCAGCCAUUUUGAAGUUGUCCACGUUUAAUUUUUAGCUUUUUUUUUUAAAGCAAAAUACAUACGUGUUUUUUUUUUUUUUUUUGUAUUUUGUUUAAAGACUUACAGCAUUUGUGGUCUGCUGAGGACCCGAAUGGAUUCAACUUUUUCAUAUUUUUCCAUUUUCUCUGUUGUUUUUGUUUUUAGUGGCUGCAAUGGUUUUGUUUUUUGUCUUAUGCCCCCCCCUCCCCCUCCCAAAAAGUGUGCACUUAAUGUAAAUCUGUCCUUCUGAGUUUGUGAGCACGCACGCAUUACUGUGUACAUAGGACGAUGCGUGCGUGCGUUUCUCUUUUGCUUUAAUGUUCGCCGUUCUCUCACAAAGCGAGAUGUGACUACAGCGCGCAUAUCCGUGCCUGUCUGGGGGCAUCGCACCAACACCAUGAAUGUACAUAUUCAGUUUUUGGUUCCCAGCCUCCCCCCCCCUGUUUGUCAUUAUUCGCCUAAUUAUGGAUUAAUGACAAACCUUCCAGCAUUUUUAUUCUGAUUACUCUGUUGUUGAUCAGUACGUGAUGGAGUGUGUUUCCACUGACUCUCAGACUGAAACCAGAACCAGUUUGGGCUAUUUAAAUACCUUGGGGGAGGGGAAAAGAGUGACUGACAGAAAAAGGGAGUCGCUGGGAGGAGAUGAGUUACCUGAAGACUUAGGGUAAAAAAAAAAAAAAAUGUAAUUUUCCUGUAAAUACAGUUUUUUUUGUAUUGAGUGCGUUUUGUUUUGUUAGUUCUUUAAUUUCGUAAAAAAAAAAAAAAACUCCUCUGUGACUUCCAGGGCCGGUGAGUCUUCCGCUCACGGGAGAAGAGUUUUUAGUUUCAGGUCACCCGUUUUACUUGUUUCUUCUCUCCCCCUGCUUUGGUUUCUAGAGAGCUGUAAGACGGCGAAGCUUUACAAGUUUGUACUGCUGAUCAUUUGACAGGAUUUGAUGUUUUAUAUAGCGGAGGAUGCUCUUAUGUCCUUGUAGUUCAAGUAUUUGGGCAAAUAAAGAAGAUUAUCCUUAAAA
This is a messenger RNA of Fundulus heteroclitus (mummichog), 6255 nucleotides long. It is a transcript of the gene ubtf, whose product is annotated as upstream binding transcription factor. The coding region runs from base 1486 to 3708 and encodes 740 amino acids. NCBI's taxonomy places the organism in Eukaryota, Metazoa, Chordata, Actinopteri, Cyprinodontiformes, Fundulidae. The transcript has 21 exons. The record is from RefSeq and is a predicted model, not a curated record.